AAUCUUGCGCAUGCCGCUCCCGGCGGUAUCCAGCUGGCAGAUCGCGGACUGGGAGCGGAUGCCAACAGUUGACUAUCUCGCCCGUGCCUGUCACGACGGACGAAUUUAGACGUGCUGUGGUUGCCGGCGACGGCCUCCCGCGGGAGCUGACCGCUGCUCAACAAAUCAUUCGUCCGUCCAUCAACGAGCUGUGGGCAGGUGCUGAUCAUCUAGACCCCAUGCCUCCGUGGCUGCGACGGGCGCCCGCUAUAAAGUCCUCCGGGCCCGUCGAGCCUGCUUUCUCUCAAACUCGUUCCGUCUCGUACCACCGCCUUCUCUGUCUAGACGAAUCCUAUUUCUCCUGGCCCCGGUCGCUCUCACUGUACUCGUAUUAAUACCCCGACGCUCCCGUUGACUCCUUCGCACCGACUCGCGCUUUGGCCGCUCAUCUCUUACUUACGACCUCUUCCCUCUCAACAUGACUAUAGUCCUUCACCCCGUCUGGUCCAACGGCGUCCAGAAGCUCAAGGUGGUCUCAGCACCGCCCCCGAAGCCCGCCCGCGGACUCCUCCCUCCCGCUCACGAUGACCAAAUCCACGCUCUCCGUUGCAUUGCGCAACUCCGCUCCAAGACCUCCCCCAUCGAAAAGUAUAUUUAUCUCUCCCAGCUGAAGGAUGCGGACCCUGCGAUGUUCUACCGCCUCUGCAUGGCGAACAUGGCCGAAUUCACUCCUCUUAUCUAUACCCCUACUGUUGGCGACGCCUGCCUGCAGUACUCCCACAUCUUCCGGAGGCCCGAGGGUCUAUUCAUCUCCAUUAAGGACAAGGGCAACAUCGGCAAGAUCCUCCGGAACUGGCACCGAACUGACGAUGCUCGUAUUUCCGUCGUGACCGAUGGUUCGCGUAUCCUCGGUCUUGGCGACCUGGGCGUGAACGGCAUGCCCAUCUCCAUCGGCAAGCUUUCGCUCUACGUUGCGGGUGCUGGUAUCCGCCCGGAGUCCACCGUACCCAUCUGCCUCGACCUCGGCACGGACAACCAGAAGUUCCUCGACGACCCUCUCUACCUCGGCCUGCGCCAGCGGCGCCCGCCGAUGGCCGAGCUCGAGGGCUUCAUGGAGGAGUUUAUGACCGAGAUGGCCGCCGUCUUCCCGAAGCUGCUCAUCCAGUUCGAGGACUUCGCGACGGACAAGGCGUUCGCGUACCUCGAGGCGUUCCGCGACCGCUACCCGCUCUUCAACGACGACAUCCAGGGCACCGGCGCCGUCGUCCUCUCCGGGUUCCUCAACGCCGCACGCCUCUCGUCUGCUGCCUCUGGGCGUCCGCUUGCGGAGCACCGCAUCCUGUUCUUGGGCGCGGGCUCGGCGGGUGUGGGUGUCGGCAUGCAGCUCAUGAGCUUCUUCAAGCUCCAGGGCUUGUCCACCGAGCAGGCGCGCGAGAAGAUCUGGCUCGUCGACUCGCAGGGCCUCAUCUACGACGGCCGCGGCCCCAUGGCGGAGCACAAGAAGUACUUCUCGCGCAAGGACUACAAUGGCCCGCCCAUGACGAACCUCACGGACAUCAUUAACUACGUGCAGCCCACCGCACUUCUCGGCCUCUCCACCACGAAGGGCGCGUUCGACCAAUCCGUCAUCGAGACCAUGUCCGCUAUCAACCCGCGCCCGAUCAUCUUCCCCCUGUCGAACCCCGUCCGCCUGUCCGAGUGCGAGUUCCACGAAGCCGUCGAGUGGUCCAAGGGCCAAGUCCUCUUCGCGUCCGGCUCUCCCUUCCCCGAGGAGGAGUACAACGGCCACAUGCUGUACCCCGGCCAGGGCAACAACAUGUACAUCUUCCCCGGCCUCGGGCUCGGCGCGAUCCUCGCGCGCGCGGCCGCGGUGACGGACUCGAUGGUCGAGGCGUCCUCGCUCGGGCUCGCGAACGCGCUCACGGAGGACGAGCGCGCGUACGACCUGCUGUACCCGCGCGUCGAGCGCAUCCGCGAGAUCUCCGCGCAGAUCGCGCUCAGCGUCAUCCGCGCCGCGCAGAAAGCGGGCGUGGACCGCUCGAGCGACCUGCGCAAGAUGUCAGACAAGGAGCUGCUCGCGUUCGUGCAGAGCAAGAUGUGGAACCCUUGAGUUCGUCAGGUGUCCUUCGCUGUUUGUCGCCCUCCGUCGAAAUGCUUCGCUGUCGAUCUCGGUCUCGCUUGUAUAGAGUAUAUAGUAACCCACACGGUCUAAUAGAGAGCGGAAUAGCUGUUUGCAA
This is a messenger RNA of Trametes versicolor FP-101664 SS1, 2216 nucleotides long. Its product is annotated as malic enzyme. Gene Ontology annotation, molecular function: NAD binding; malate dehydrogenase (decarboxylating) (NAD+) activity. Lineage: Eukaryota; Fungi; Basidiomycota; Agaricomycetes; Polyporales; Polyporaceae. Bases 458 to 2089 code for a protein of 543 amino acids. The record is from RefSeq and is a predicted model, not a curated record. Gene Ontology annotation, biological process: malate metabolic process; pyruvate metabolic process. The transcript has 10 exons. Gene Ontology annotation, cellular component: mitochondrion.